AUGACAAGAAAGAAGGUGAAGCUGACAUACAUAACAAAUGAUGCAGCAAGAAAAGCCACAUUCAAGAAGAGGAAGAAGGGCUUAAUGAAGAAGCUCACCGAGCUCACCACACUCUGCGGGAUCGAGGCGUGCGCCAUAAUUUUCAGUCCCUUCAAUUCUCAACCCGAUCUCUGGCCCUCUAUUGUCGGGCUCGAGAGGGUUCUCGCUAAGUUCAAAAGUCUAUCGGAGAUGGAACAAUGCAAUAAGAUGGUGAACCAAGAGACCUUCCUUCGUGACCGCAUAGCUAAAGCGACUGACCAACUCAAGAAGUUGCAAAGGGAGAAUCGCGAGAAGGAGAUCACAAGACUCAUGUUUGAAAGCCUCGUGGCUGGAGCGACUCCGCCACGAGAUCUCAAUAUCAUUGAUUUGUAUGAUCUUGUGUGGUUGGUUGAUGAGACAAUGACUGAUGUUUGUAAAAGGAUUGAGUUGCUUACGACAACUAUGACCGAACCGCCAGUCGUGUCGGCGGUCGAGCCGUCGUGGUUCAUGGAGAUGAUGAGUCAUGGAGCCUAUGAUGAUCAAAUGGGAUUCAAGAUUUGGGAUGAUGUGAUUCAACUUCCAAAUGAUGAUAACCAUGGUGCAUUUUGGUCAAACAAUGGCUCUCCUUGA
Cucurbita pepo subsp. pepo (vegetable marrow) is the source of this 648-nucleotide messenger RNA. The record is from RefSeq and is a predicted model, not a curated record. NCBI's taxonomy places the organism in Eukaryota, Viridiplantae, Streptophyta, Magnoliopsida, Cucurbitales, Cucurbitaceae.